AUGGCGCCUUUCAAACUAUCGGCGCUCAUCGCCGCCCUUCCAGAACACGAAACUGGCGCUUGGGGACCUCCGUCGGGUGUCGAUUCUUCAUUAAACGAAGUACCAUACGCACCAUACUCCAAGGGUGAUAAACUAGGCCGUAUGGCCGAUUGGACCUCUGACAAUGCCAAAGAUGGUGGGAAUCAACGAGGAGGACGUGGAGGCUAUAACAGAAAUUAUAGAGAUCAGCAGGUCUAUGGUGCUGGAACCUCGUCUCUAUUUUCAUACCAGCACGCCGAGGACGAAGCUUCUUUCUCCGUUGUUGAUAACCAGCGUACCUCCAGCAAGCCAAGAGGUUCUUUCGGCCGUGGCGGUGGUACAAUCUUCAGAGGCCGUGGCGGUCGCGGUGCGGCUGGCCAGACGAGCGGUCGUGGUGGAGCGCAACAACAGGCCACAGGGCGUGGAGGUUAUGGUGCCCGUGGAGGUCGUGGGGGUCGUGAUGAAGGCCGCUUUGAUGCCCGGGGAGGUCGUGGGGGUAGAGGGAGGCGAUUUGGCUGGAAGGAUUACGACAAGCCGCAGCGUAACCGCGAUGCUUCGGUCAAUAUCAAGCCAGAUUGGAAAAUGCUCGAGGAAAUUGAUUUCAACCGUUUGGCGAAGUUGAACUUGGAAACUGAUGAAGGAGAAGAUGUGGAUAGCUACGGAUUCCUUUACUACUACGACCGCCAGUAUGAUAAACCUGCCGGCACCAAGGCCGCAGAGAAGAAGCUCAUCGUUCAGGAUCGCGUUUUCUUCAACCCCACCACCAGCGAGGACCCUGUGAUCCAGCAACUUGCCGAGAAGGACGAAGCCACUAUCUUCGCCACCGACUCAGUUCUGUCUAUGCUUAUGUGUGCUCCCAGAUCCAUCUACCCAUGGGAUAUUGUCAUCAUCCGUGAAGGAAACAAGCUUUAUAUCGACAAAAGGGAGGGCUCCCAGCUCGACUUCGUCUCUGUCAAUGAGAACGCCGCUGACCCACCACUUGAGGUAGCGGAGGGUAACAAGGACUCGAUUAACUCUCCUCAGGCCCUCUCUAUGGAAGCCACCUUCAUCAACCAGAAUUUCGCUAUUCAGACCGUCAACGAGGAAUCGAAAUUCGAGUUUGACAACGAGAACCCAUUCUAUAGCCCUGAGGAAGAGAGCGAGCCACUGGGCUCAAAGGCAUACAAGUACCGCCGUUUUGACUUGUCAUUGAACGACGAGGAGCCAGUAUUCCUUAUCGUCAGGACCGAGCUUGACGCAGUCAUGAAGUCACCCAACGGCGAGGACCUCUUCCUUACCGUCAAGGCUCUCAACGAGUUUGAUGACCGUGCACAAGGCAGUGGUGGUGCGUUGAACUGGCGCACUAAGCUCAGCUCUCAGAGAGGUGCUGUUGUGGCCACCGAAAUGAAGAACAACUCCUGCAAGCUCGCAAGAUGGACCGCACAGAGUAUUCUUGCCAAGGCCGAUCUAAUGAAGCUUGGAUUCGUAUCACGUGCCAACCCUAAGGACUCGAACAAGCACGUCAUCCUUGGAGUCGUUGGAUACAAGCCUCGUGAAUUCGCGAACCAAAUGAACUUGAACUUGUCCAACGGAUGGGGUAUUGUGCGUACGAUUGUGGAUAUGUGCUUGCACAUGCCAGAGGGCAAGUACGUGCUUGUGAAGGACCCGAACAAGCCGGUGUUGAGGCUGUACGAGGUCCCAUUGAAUACCUUCGACGAGGAACCCGAGCAGGAGGCAAUCAGAGAGGAAGAGGAGGAAUAA
Morchella importuna is the source of this 1758-nucleotide messenger RNA. RefSeq lists its product as uncharacterized. NCBI's taxonomy places the organism in Eukaryota, Fungi, Ascomycota, Pezizomycetes, Pezizales, Morchellaceae. Gene Ontology annotation, cellular component: cytoplasm; eukaryotic translation initiation factor 3 complex. The coding region runs from base 1 to 1758 and encodes 585 amino acids. Gene Ontology annotation, molecular function: translation initiation factor activity. The record is from RefSeq and is a predicted model, not a curated record. Gene Ontology annotation, biological process: translational initiation. The transcript has 3 exons.